UGUGAAAUCUAGACAGUCUAGAGCCAAUACUUAUAACUUUACAUACAAAAAUGAUCCAUGCACCCAGAGAGCACAGUCAGAACCAGCAAACCAGAACCUCCUCCCAGACACCUGACCAGACAACCCCUGUACAAGAGUUGGUGCCACUUCAUGGCCUUGGUUGCACCAAUGAUCUAUAUGGUCUCAGUUCAUAUUAAUAACAUCACAGGGGGUGUCCUGGCCAGUCCUGGCUCCAGUCGGGUUGGGGGUGUAGGGGGUCUGGCCAGUGCCAGCUGGGAGCGGGCAGGGGAUCUGGCUGGACCCCUCCAGGCACUGCCUGCGAGUUCACCCCUCUUUGCUCUGCGCAGGGGAGUCAGACACGCUGGUGGACACCUCCAUGACCACGUUGGCACAGGGUCUGUCGCACGCGGAGGAGCGCUCCAGCUGGUCAGGCAGCCAGCAGACCGUGGUGGAGAAGGAGACGGAGCCCGGCCUCCCAGUGAGGGGGCCCUACCUGCGCCCCGGUGGCUGGCAGCCGCAGGGGACCCCAAGGCAAGCACAUACGCAGGCCCCCCGCAGCGCCGAGGUCAGGCACCUGGGGGUGGAGCCGCUGCUACGGGCGUCGCGUGCUAUUCUGGUGGGCACAAGCUGGGGGUCGGAGGAUAGCCUCUCGGUGUCCAGCGACCCCUACGGCAGCGCCUUCAGUCUGUACAGAGGACGGGCGCUCUCCAUCCACGUCAGCAUCCCCCAGGGCGGGUACAGGAGAGACGACCCCAACAGCAGCACCUUGGAGCUCUCGCCGAAGCCUGGGGCAGACCCCCAAAGGCCUCUGAGCCAGGCGCUGGCCUCCAAGCCUCCUGUUCUCUGCCUGCCGUCUCCCAGGGUGGGCCAGUACCCGGCCCAGCCGCCCGGAGCCGCAUCUCAGCCGGCCAGCCAAGGUCCUGGCGUCCCCUCCCCCACGCCCCUGACGCCCCGCCGGAUGGCCCUGAUGCCGGUGGAGUACCAGGACACGGUCCCCGAGGAAUACGAGGAGAAGAUCCAGAAGCCCAAGUCUCUGGGGUACUCGCAGGCCAGCACGCUGGAGUCCCGGCCCCAGACCCCGCUGAGCGAGACCUCCAGCCGCGUGUCGGUGCUGCGGCCCUCGCCCAAGCUGGCGCGCUCCGGCUCCAAGAUCUUCGAGAAGCUGAAGUACUUCGAGGAGCGCCGGAGGAGCCUGGAGCAGAGUGACAGCCCCCUUCCGGUCCACGCCUGGCUGCCCCUCCGCAAGACGCGCUCCUUCGACCAGCCCGACCUCGGCCAGCGCCCGCUGACGCCGGGUGGCUCCCGGGAGGAGCUGCGGGAUGGGGUGCGGUCGGAGAUGGGUGGCCCGACGUGCCGGCGCCAGGCCUUCCGCCACAAGGCUGCCUCGUUUGACGAGCGGGGCCGCUUCGCCAGCCGGGUCGGCGACAUCGAGCACAGGUUCUGCGAGGAGCUGAGCCGCAUCAAGAGGACUGUCUCCAAGCAGCAGCUGAUGAGGUCACAGGAGCUGGCAAAGGCCGGUCUCCCGCGGGCCCCCUCAUCCCGGGGCCCCAGCCAGCUCUCUGCCCCCCGGGCGCUGGAGGCACAAGGCACCCCGGCCCCGAAAGGCCAGCUGCCCAAGGCCCCGCCGCCUGUGGAGAACGCGCACGGUAUCCAGCAGCUGGCCCUGGCCAGCGUAGGGCUGGGGGGGCCCGGAGACGGGGCAGAGCGGGCGGCCACGCGGAAGCCACUGCUUCGGAGCUGUGCCCUGGCCAGCCAGCCCCGGGAGGAGGCCAGAGGCAGGAGGAGUGUGGAGUCGGAAGGUGCUGAGGGCAAGAGGAAAGUGGAACAGUGCCCCUUAUCGCUGGGGCGGGGGGCCCUGCCAGAGGCCGGGACCCCCGAGGGAGCCGCAUGCCUGGAUGGGGGCCCAACGGUCAGGGCGAGAGCUGGCCGUGACGGCAGGGCCCCCGGGGCUGGGAGCGAAGGCCAGCACGGGCCGCACAGGAAGCGGGUCGCGGGCCAGGAGGUGCGGUUCUUACCCUGGGCCAAGCCCGGGCCGGAGCUCGGAGCCGGCCUGGAGGGGGCCAGGGCAGGGCUGCGCGGAACAGGCAGGGAUGCCGAGCAAAGGCAGCUGAAGGUCACAGAGAAGAAGGAAGGUGCCUGGCCGGCUCAGGAAGGGAGAGGCGCCCGGAGCAAGGGGAAAAGCCGCCGGCCCCGGCCCACCUCACCAGAGCUAGAGUCAUCCGACGAUUCGUACGUCUCCGCUGGCGAGGAUCCCCUGGAGGCCCCGGUCUUUGAGAUCCCCAUCCAGGACGCUGUGGUGACGGUGGGCGCAGAGGUGCUGCUGAAGUGCAUUGUCACGGCCAACCCGAUGCCUGAAGUGUCCUGGAGGAAGGAUGGCGUCCUGCUGAGGGACAGCGCAUGGCGCCCCAUCAAAGUGGAGGGCGAGCGCCACACCCUGCGGCUGCAGAGUGCCCGGGGGGCCGACGCCGGCUUGUACACGGUCACGGCAGCCAACGAGCUGGGGGAGUCAUGCUGCAGCGCCAGGCUGACUGUGCAGCCGGCACCCCCUGCGGAGAGCCAGGGGUCCCUGCCGCCCCCCGUGGCCCUGGCCAGCCCCAUCACGUCGGACGAGGAGUACCUGAGCCCCCUGGAGGAAUUCCCAGCGUCCGGGACCCCCCAGCACCGGCUGGCCGGGAAGCUGCAGCACACAGUCGACCUCGGCACCGCCCGCAGCCCGGUGGAGACCAACUUCAAGGCUGCCCCCACCUUUGAGCUGGCUCUGUGUGACCUGUCGGUGCUGGAGGGGCAGGACGUCAGCAUGAGUAUCCGGGUCCGGGGCGAACCCAAACCCAUCAUCCACUGGCUGAGACCGGCAGCAGGUGAAGGUGAGCGGGCGGCUCUCCGUGGCGGAGGAGGGGGCGGCUCCUGGCACCCUGCGCAUCCCUGCGGCAGAGCGUUGCAGACGCCGGCUUACUAUGCCUUGCAAGGCCAUCAACGAAUACCGCACAAGCAUGUGCGGGCCAAGCUGCAGGUCCAAGCGCACCCCGCGAGCCAGGGCCUGGCUGUGCUGGCACCGCUGCAGGACGUGACAGUCGGGGCUGGGGAGCUGGCGCUCUUCGAGUGCCUGGUGACGGGCCCGCCGGACAUGGACGUGGACUGGCUCUCACGGGGGCGGCUGCUGCAGCCUGCCCUGCUCAAGUGCAAGAUGCACUUUGACGGGCACAAGUGCAAGCUGCUGCUCACCUCCGUGCAUGAGGACGACAGCGGCAUCUACACCUGCAAGCUGAGCACAGCCAGGGAGGAAGCUGACUGCAGCGCCCGGUUACCGUGCGCCCGUCGAUCCAGCCGCUCCUUUCACCCGCAAGCUGAGGACCUGCGUUGGUGAAGGGCACGGACUGCGCGUUUCGGGACUGAAGACAUUCAGCGGCCCCC
Chelonoidis abingdonii (Abingdon island giant tortoise) is the source of this 3411-nucleotide messenger RNA. Lineage: Eukaryota; Metazoa; Chordata; Testudines; Testudinidae. The record is from RefSeq and is a predicted model, not a curated record.